This is a messenger RNA of Fulvia fulva, 1302 nucleotides long. RefSeq lists its product as uncharacterized. The transcript is spliced from 3 exons. Gene Ontology annotation, molecular function: feruloyl esterase activity. Bases 1 to 1302 code for a protein of 433 amino acids. The record is from RefSeq and is a predicted model, not a curated record. NCBI's taxonomy places the organism in Eukaryota, Fungi, Ascomycota, Dothideomycetes, Mycosphaerellales, Mycosphaerellaceae.
AUGGUCCAGCUCUUCACUCGUGCGAACAGCCUCGCACUUACAUGCCUUGCUUUGGCUGCUGCAGUCUAUGCGGACAAAUCGGACAGCACAAGCGAAUCGUCUUCGUCUAUCAAGACUUCUUCAACCACCAAGACUUCAACAAAAACUUCAUCGGCUACAGCGAUAGCCACUAAUUUGGACUUUGAAGUUCCCGAACCAUUCUCAGCGCCCGGCACAAACACUUCAUCGGGAUGCGGCAAGGAGCUGGACUCCGACUUUGAUCUUGAUGAUACUGCAGGACCGUUCAAAUUUGACACGACAGAUGGCUAUGGACGCAACUACACUAUCUACAUACCGAAGUACUACGACUUCAACAAAGCUUCACCUUUGAUCUUUGGUCUACCGGGCAACACCAACACAUACGAGGAGAUCGAAGAGCAAACCGAGCUUUCCGACGAGUCGAACAACCCUUACGCCAUUGCAGUCUACGUUUCAGGUGUCAACCUAGGCUUCGUAUCAAAUCCUGGCUACGGUGCUACUGAGGAUGCGACCUUUCCCAAAGUCGACGACCUAGACUUCCUGAACAAUUUCAUCGACGAUCUUCAAGACCGGUUCUGCAUCGACACCGGUCGCAUUUGGGCCGUGGGCCACAGCAACGGAGCCGGACUGACCAACGUUCUGGCCUGCGACCCGACCCUGAGCACGCGCAUUUCUGUAUUUGCUGCGAAUUCCGGCGCGUUCUACACGAACCAUACCGAUGGCGAUGCUGGAAGCGUCGAUACCGAUACAACUGUACAAGCAAUCUGUUCGCCUGGACGCGAGCAUGUUCCGUUCAUCGAGCUCCAUGGCACUGAUGAUGACACUAUUCCCUACGAUGGUGCUGAUGACCACUCAUCGUACGGGAUUCGAAUACUGCCUGAUAUCCAGCACUGGGCGUCGAACUGGGCUGUGCGUAAUGGAUACAGCACUGACAGUGAGACAUCUAAGCCUGAUGACGACGUGAAAGUCUACCAAUGGGGAGGUCCAAACAACCUUGGUGUGGUCACUCAUUACGAGUUAUCCGGCUGGGGCCACGACUACGCACGCAAAUCUGCCGGAGCUCCAAUCGAUGCCACACCUAUCAUCAUGAAGUUCUUCUACGAGCACACCAACUACACCGAGGGCAGCACCAAGACUAGCACGACAGAGUCGAUCUUCACCCCUACAGGCGCAAGCUCGGCGACUGCGACGUCCGCUGCUACGGUUGAUCGUACCGCCAUGCCUGCUGCUAUUUCCUUUCUGGCAGCAUUUGUUGGUCUUGCAGCUGCAGUGCUGUUCUAUUGA